UCCUGUCUGGUUCAGAGAGAGUUGGGACUACAACCCAGGAGUCCCUGCCUUGGGCUUUGGGAUUCUUGCUCCUUGGCGGCUAAGUAGCGGCCCAAGAGAGGAAGCUGAGACUCAGAGGUGGGACUGAAACCGGGCAACCAGGGUUUCCCAGGGGCCAGGCCACUGCCCUUGUUGGAAUGGCUCCGGGCCAGGAGGAGGGGGCUGCCCACAGAGCGGGAGCCAGGCUGGGUCGCGCUUCUUCAGUCCUGCAGAGUGUUCUUAAGCAGAAGUGACCCCCAGAGAGAGGAAUCCCCGAUUCUGGGCCUGCGGGGCAAGUCCACCGGCUUCCCCUCGAGCGCCAGGGAGGGUGCAGGCAAGGCGGGAGGCGGGCGCUCGGGGGUGCGGCCCUCGGCUCCUGGGGGGCGCCUCGGAGGGGCUGGCUGGCCUUCUGCUUCUCGCUCUGCAGACCGCCGGGCGGAUGGCGGGGCGACUGGCUGUAGCCGGGAUCUGGAUCGGGCCCGGGGUGCUGCUGGCUCUGCGUGCUCUGCUGGCCGCUGCGCACCCGCAGUGCCUGGACUUCAGGCCGCCCUUCCGGCCGCCGCAGCCGCUGAGCUUCUGCGUGCAGUACUCCUCCUUCGGCUGCUGCACCGCGGAGCAGGACGCGGCGCUGGCCCGGCGCUUCCGGGCCCUGGAGACCCGCUUGGACGCCGGGGUGUGGGCGACGUGUGCCGGCUACGCGCUGGAUCUGCUGUGCCAGGAAUGCUCACCCUAUGCAGCCCACCUUUAUGAUGCCGAGGAUCCGGCCACCCCGCUGCGGACAGUGCCUGGCCUAUGUGAGGAUUAUUGCCUGGACAUGUGGCAGACCUGCCGAGGCCUCUUUCGACACCUCUCCCCUGACCGUGAGCUCUGGGCCCUGGAGAACCACAGGGCUAAGUUGUGCCGCUACCUGUCCCUAGAUGACACCGAUUACUGUUUCCCAAGCCUGCUUGUUAACGAGAACCUGAACUCAAACCUGGGCCGUGUGGUGGCUGAUGCCAAAGGCUGCCUGCAGCUCUGUCUGGAGGAGGUGGCCAAUGGGCUUCGAAACCCCGUUGCCAUGGUACACGCUGGGGAUGGCAGCCACCGCUUCUUCGUGGCAGAGCAGGUGGGGCUGGUGUGGACCUACCUGCCUGACCUCUCUCGCUUGGAGAAGCCCUUCCUGAAUGUGAGCCAAGCAGUGCUUACAUCACCCUGGGAAGGGGAUGAGAGGGGCUUCCUGGGCCUCGCCUUCCACCCCCACUUCCCACAUCCCAGCAAGCUCUAUGUCUACUACUCUGUGGGGGUCGGCUUCCGAGAGUGGAUCCGUAUCAGCGAGUUCAGAGUCUCAGAGGAUGAUGAGAACACCGUGGAUCAUGGCUCAGAGAGGAUAAUCCUGGAGAUUGAAGAACCAGCUGCCAAUCACAAUGGGGGCCAGCUGCUCUUUGGGGAUGACGGCUACCUCUACAUCUUUACCGGAGAUGGCGGGAUGGCCGGAGACCCCUUUGGGACGUUUGGAAAUGCACAGAACAAGUCGGCGCUGCUGGGCAAGGUGCUGCGCAUCGACGUGGACCGCAAGGAGCGCGGCCUCCCCUACGGCAUACCGCCCGACAACCCGUUUGUGGACGACCCCGGCGCGCGGCCCGAGGUCUACGCCCUGGGCGUGCGCAACAUGUGGCGCUGCUCCUUCGACCGCGGAGACCCGGGGUCAGGCACUGGCCGCGGCCGCCUGUUCUGCGGGGACGUGGGCCAGAACAAGUACGAGGAGGUGGACCUGGUGGAGCGGGGCCGCAACUACGGCUGGCGUGCUCGCGAGGGCUUCGAGUGUUACGACCGCAAGCUGUGUGCCAACGCCUCCCUCGAUGAUGUGCUGCCGAUUUUCGCCUACCCUCACAAGCUGGGCAAAUCAGUCACUGGGGGCUAUGUGUACCGGGGCUGCGAGUACCCCAACCUCAACGGCCUCUACAUUUUUGGUGAUUUCAUGAGCGGGCGACUGAUGUCCCUCCGAGAGAACCCAGAGACAGGCCAGUGGAAGUACAGUGAGGUCUGCAUGGGCCGUGGACAGACAUGCGCUUUCCCAGGCCUCAUAAACAACUACUAUCCAUAUAUCAUCUCCUUUGCAGAGGACGAGGCUGGGGAGCUGUACUUCAUGUCCACGGGUGUGCCCAGUGCCACAGCUGCACGCGGAGUCAUCUACAAAGUGAUAGACCCCUCCAGACGGGCACCUCCAGGGAAGUGUAAGAUACACCCUGCUCAGGUGAAGGUGAAGAGCCGCCUCAUCCCCUUUGUGCCCAAGGAAAAGUUCAUCCGGACGCCAGAGAGCAUUCCUCGCCCCACGGCCCGUGCCCCCACCAAAGCGCCCCGCCGCAGGCGCCCCACCGCCGCUCCCCCGGCGCCUACCAUACGGCCCACAAAGCCCGCACGGCCCAGCCGGCGACCAGGGGCCCGGAAGGGGGGCGGGCGACGGCGGGGACGUCCGAGUACCGCAGUCCCUGCGCCCCAGAAUGGCUCGGUGCGCCUGGUACGACCCGCUGGCCUGAGCCCUGGCCGUGGGCGCGUGGAAGUGUUUGUAGGAGGACACUGGGGUACAGUGUGCGAUGACGCCUGGGACACCAAGGCGGCUGCAGUGGUGUGUCGCCAGCUGGGCUUUGCGCACGCCGUGCGAGCGGCCAAGCGUGCAGAGUUUGGCGAGGGCCGUGCGCUACCGAUUUUGCUGGACGACGUGCGCUGCACUGGCAGCGAACGCAACCUGCUGGAGUGCGCGCACGCUGGCGUGGGCACGCAUAAUUGCAAGCACGAAGAGGAUGCUGGCGUCGAGUGCAGCCACCAAGACCCGGACCUAUAGCUGUGCCACUCUGCAAGAACGGAGCCUGGAAUGGCCCGUUCGGCUUGCAGGCAUGCUGUAAGGUGGUUCAUCUGCACGUGACCUCUGUGUCCCCGUGUGUCGUGUGUCAUGUCGUGUGUGUGUGUGUGUGUGUGUGUGUGUGUGUGUGUUGUAUAAGAUUUCUUACCUCUCAACACUUCAGAGAGCGAGGGCAGUGACUCUUCAGGAACUGCACGGGGUCGGGGAGGCUGACAGGCUCCAGACCAGCAGGAGCGUGGACUGAGAAAUACGGUCAGAGUGUAGGCAGGUGACCCAGCAGUUUGAGGCGCCUCAGAAAAAGAACAGGCAGUCUGAGAGCCACAAAGAAGGAUCUUAUGGGGUCAGGGGACCUGUGGCCAUUUGCAGCCCACCAGGGACCAGGCUGCUGAAAGGAAUCAAGCGCCCAUAACAGAAGGCAGACCAGAGGGUCUGGAGGCCCUCGAAAGCCGCCCUGCAAGCACUCUGGAGAGGCUCCUAGGUCCCCUCCGUCCCUGAAGCCUGACCCUCACCUCUUCCUGAGACAGAAGUACCCCUAGGCUCGCACUUGGUCCCUUCAGCCUCUGGGCUCCAGCUGGGGACGGUGUGUAUGUGGGGGGGGGGUGUGGGGUGAGGG
This is a messenger RNA of Onychomys torridus (southern grasshopper mouse), 3470 nucleotides long. RefSeq names its product HHIP like 1 (gene Hhipl1). The transcript has 9 exons. The record is from RefSeq and is a predicted model, not a curated record. Lineage: Eukaryota; Metazoa; Chordata; Mammalia; Rodentia; Cricetidae. Gene Ontology annotation, cellular component: membrane. The coding region runs from base 458 to 2839 and encodes 793 amino acids.